GGCAGCUAUUACUGUGAGUGUUUGUGCUGUGUCUGUGUGCAGCAGUGAGUGCAGUGGUUUGUCAGAGGCAGGAACCGACAAGCAGCCAUGGAUGACGUAUAUAAAGCAGCGGUUGAGAACUUGACAGAGGAACAGAAAAAUGAGUUCAAGGCUGCAUUUGACAUCUUUAUCCAGGAUGCAGAGGAUGGCUGCAUCAGCACCAAAGAGUUAGGAAAAGUAAUGAGGAUGCUGGGACAGAAUCCUACCCCAGAAGAGCUACAGGAGAUGAUCGAUGAAGUGGAUGAGGAUGGCAGUGGCACAGUCGAUUUUGAUGAAUUCUUGGUUAUGAUGGUUCGCUGCAUGAAGGAGGAGAGCAAAGGAAAAUCAGAGGAGGAGUUGGCUGAACUGUUUCGCAUGUUUGACAAGAAUGGAGAUGGCUACAUAGACUUAGAAGAGCUGAAGACCAUGUUGGCGUCCACUGGAGAGGCCAUAACUGAAGAUGACAUUGAAGAGCUGAUGAAGGAUGGUGACAAAAACAAUGAUGGAAAAAUUGAUUAUGAUGAGUUCCUUGAAUUCAUGAAAGGUGUUGAAUAAAGGAUUCAGAUGGAGGCCUCACUGCAGCAUCAUCUAGGGCGAUUCCUGAAGAUAUGCCUCCAUCUUUAGUCUGCAUUUAACAAUACAACCACACCUGUCCUCAGCGGAUGCCUGUC
This is a messenger RNA of Cyclopterus lumpus (lumpfish), 689 nucleotides long. RefSeq names its product troponin C type 1b (slow) (gene tnnc1b). The transcript is spliced from 6 exons. The record is from RefSeq and is a predicted model, not a curated record. Bases 88 to 573 code for a protein of 161 amino acids. Gene Ontology annotation, molecular function: calcium ion binding. Gene Ontology annotation, cellular component: myosin II complex. NCBI's taxonomy places the organism in Eukaryota, Metazoa, Chordata, Actinopteri, Perciformes, Cyclopteridae.